AUGGCUGCAUGCGUCUACAUACACACUUUAUUUAUCGUAUUUGAUCCAAAUAUUGAAAAAGGUGUUCGUAAAUUAUGGCUCUUGGGAAGCGCGAUAUUUCUAAUCGGUUAUAUUGGAUGGCAUAUUGAUUUGCACUUUUGUAGUAACAUGCAUCAAUUACCAUUCGAUGUGCCUAAUCCUCAAUUACAUGCUUGGUGGCAUUUAACGGCGUCGUAUGGAAGUUAUUUAAUAUGUGUACUCGUAACUUAUAAUGGAACAAAAGUAUUGGGUAAGAAUCCGAUCUUACGAUGGAUAUUAGGUGUUUUACCAUACAUCAAAUUGCCCGAAUCCGAUAAUCUGAAUGAGAAAUCUUUACUUUAUAAAAACGAAAAUGGUGAAAAGGGUUCAAAUUAUGGUACCAUCAAUAAUUCUGGUCAUGAUAUUAAAAAAGAUAUCGAAUUUGAGAAACAU
Racocetra persica is the source of this 450-nucleotide messenger RNA. NCBI's taxonomy places the organism in Eukaryota, Fungi, Glomeromycota, Glomeromycetes, Diversisporales, Gigasporaceae. The record is from the annotation of a GenBank genome assembly.